This is a messenger RNA of Odobenus rosmarus divergens (Pacific walrus), 1966 nucleotides long. RefSeq names its product solute carrier family 5 (sodium iodide symporter), member 5 (gene SLC5A5). NCBI's taxonomy places the organism in Eukaryota, Metazoa, Chordata, Mammalia, Carnivora, Odobenidae. Gene Ontology annotation, biological process: sodium ion transport; thyroid hormone generation; iodide transmembrane transport. The coding region runs from base 1 to 1929 and encodes 642 amino acids. Gene Ontology annotation, cellular component: membrane. Gene Ontology annotation, molecular function: sodium:iodide symporter activity. The record is from RefSeq and is a predicted model, not a curated record. The transcript is spliced from 15 exons.
AUGGCGGUCGUCGAGGCAGGAGCGCGGGCCACGUUCGGAGCCUGGGAUUACGCGGUCUUCGCCCUCAUGCUGCUGGCGUCCACAGGCAUCGGGCUGUGGGUCGGGCUGGCGCGGGGCGGGCAGCGCAGCGCGGAGGACUUCUUCACCGGGGGCCGGCGCCUGGCCGCCCUGCCCGUUGGCCUCUCGCUGGCCGCCAGCUUCAUGUCGGCGGUACAGGUGUUGGGCGUGCCCGCCGAGGCCUACCGCUUUGGCUUCAAGUUCCUCUGGAUGUGCCUGGGACAGUUGCUCAACUCCCUGCUCACCGCCCAGCUCUUCAUGCCGGUCUUCUACCGCCUGGGCCUCACCAGCACCUACCAGUACCUGGAGCUGCGCUUCAGCCGCAGUGUGCGGCUCUGCGGGACCCUGCAGUACCUGGUAGCCACAGUGCUGUAUACUGGCAUCGUGAUCUACGCCCCCGCUCUCAUCCUGAAUCAAGUGACUGGGUUGCACAUCUGGGCCUCGCUUCUGUCCACUGGAGCCAUCUGUACCUUCUACACGACUGUGGGCGGCAUGAAGGCUGUGGUCUGGACUGAUGUGUUCCAGGUCGUGGUGAUGCUAACUGGCUUCUGGGCUGUCCUGGCCCGCGGGAUCAUGCUGGUGGGUGGGCCCCGGCACGUGUUUGAGAUUGCCCAGAACCACUCCCGGAUGAACCAGAUAGAGUUUGACCUGGACCCGCGGAGCCGCUACACAUUCUGGACUCUUGUGGUGGGUGGCACAUUGGUCUGGCUCUCAAUGUAUGGUGUGAACCAAGCACAGGUGCAGCGCUAUGUGGCCUGUCGCACAGAGAAGCAGGCCAAGCUGGCCUUGCUUGUCAACCAGCUGGGCCUGUUCCUGAUCGUGCUCAGUGCUGCUGGCUGUGGUAUCAUCAUGUUCACGAUCUAUGUAGACUGUGACCCUCUCCUUGCAGGGCGUAUCUCUGCCCCAGACCAGUACAUGCCCUUGCUGGUGCUGGACAUCUUCGAGGACCUGCCUGGAGUCCCUGGGCUCUUUCUGGCCUGUGCCUACAGUGGCACCCUCAGCACCGCCUCCACCAGCAUCAACGCCAUGGCUGCGGUCACCGUGGAGGACCUCAUCAAACCCCGGCUGCCCAGCCUCACACCCCGGAGACUCGUAAUGGUCUCCAAGGGGCUCUCACUCAUCUAUGGCUUAGCCUGUCUCACCGUGGCAGCUCUGUCCUCACUGUUGGGGGGAGGCGUCCUCCAGGGCUCCUUCACCGUCAUGGGAGUCAUCAGCGGCCCCCUCCUUGGAGCCUUCAUCCUGGGGAUGUUUCUUCCUGCCUGCAACACGCUGGGCGUCCUCUCUGGGCUGGCCACCGGCUUGGCGCUCUCGCUGUGGGUGGCCGUGGGCGCCACUCUAUACCCGCCCAGCACCCAGUCCUUGGGAGUCCUGCCAUCAUCGGCUGCCGGCUGUGUCGUGCCCUCAGCCAAUGCCUCUGGCCUCCUGGGCCAGCUCCUGGCCACCAACACCUCCAGCAGGAACCCCAGCCCUGAAAUGGACCUUGAUCGACCCGCCUUAGCUGACAGCUUCUAUGCCAUUUCCUAUCUUUACUAUGGAGCCCUGGGCACGCUGAGCACUGUGCUAUGUGGAGCCCUCAUCAGCUGCUUGACAGGCCCCACCAAGCGCAGUGCCUUGAGUCCUGGGCUGCUAUGGUGGGAUCUUGCACGGCAGACAGCAUCGGUGGCCCCCAAGGAAGAAGUGGCUACCUUGGAUGACAGCUUGGGGAAGGGUGCUGAGGAACUGCCCCCUGGAACCAAGAGGCCUCCUGACUUCCUGCCCACGGACGAGGACCAUCUGCUCUUCCUGGGGCAGAAGGAGGUGAAUGGAGCUGGCUCCUGGACCCCCAGCAGUGCACAUGACCAUGGUCAGGACCUUCGGGAGACAGACCUCUGAGCCAGCAGGGGACUGACCACCUGGGAUGGAACCUCAG